Molecule: messenger RNA, 822 nt
Organism: Clonostachys rhizophaga
Lineage: Eukaryota; Fungi; Ascomycota; Sordariomycetes; Hypocreales; Bionectriaceae
Source: the annotation of a GenBank genome assembly
AUGGCGUCGUAUCAGUACCGCAACUCUUACUAUGCCCAGCCCAGUGGCCUGGAGCACAACUCCAGAGACCAGCGCACACGCUCAAGCGAGGGAACUGUCAGCACCACAGUCAGCUCAUCCAGCGGGCGCGAAUCAGCAGGUACACACACGACGGAACCUCCAACUUAUUCCAAGAAGAUUGUGGUUGUCGGAGAUGGCGGGUGUGGAAAGACUUGCUUGCUCAUCAGCUACAGCCAAGGCUACUUCCCAGAGAAAUAUGUCCCUACCGUCUUCGAAAACUACAUUACGUACCCAGUCCACCCUCCUGACGGGAAGACUGUAGAGCUUGCUCUGUGGGAUACGGCUGGCCAAGAAGAAUACGACCGCCUACGGCCGCUUUCAUACCCUGAAACCGAUUUGAUAUUCGUCUGCUUUGCCAUCGACUGUCCCAACUCCCUCGAUAAUGUGCUGGACAAGUGGUACCCUGAAGUUCUACACUUCUGCCCUUAUACCCCGCUCAUUCUCGUCGGUCUCAAGUCAGACCUACGUUAUAAGAAGACCUGCAUUGAGAUGCUCAAGACUCAAGGCCUCACACCCGUCACAACCGAGCAGGGUAUGGCGGUUGCCAAGAAAAUGAGCGCCCAGUACAUGGAGUGCAGCAGCAGGGAGAUGGUUGGUGUUGAUGAGAUCUUUGAGCGCGCCAUUCUCACUGUCGUGGCCAACGACCGCAAAAAUCUCGAGGCCAACGCCGCCUCGUCAGCUCACAAGAGCGGCGAGGGCAAGUCGUCGAUUCCCGGCGUAGGGGCGCCCAAGAGGAGGAAGCGAAAGUGUCACAUUCUCUAA